AUGCUUACUAGCAGUGCACGCCACGACGACGACACCGCCGCAUCCAUCACGAAGUCGACCAGUGAAGCCAUUCAUAUGCAGGCGCGGGCAGGUUUCGAUGAUGCCGCAGAUGCAGCUGCAUCUGACCACGCCACGAACUUUGGGGUUGAAGACGUCGAGCCCUACCGACAUCAAGAUGAUGAUGACGCCAAUGGCCACGUCGAAUUCGAUGGCAAUCCACGUCCUCCCAAGCUCAGAAAAAGAACGGCGAUGUCUUCAUUCUACGAUGAUCUCGAGCAGCAGACGUCGACACUUCACCAGGAUGGUCGACCUGUGAUUGAACCUGACAGUCCGCAAAAAGAGAACGAGGAAAUUGCGGAAGACGACGAGGACCUCAGUGACGUGGGAACGGAGGAGGGUGACGACGCAAACCUCAGUGACGAGGAGAUUGAGGAGGAAGAUGAAGACUUCAGUGACGAAGAGGCGAAUGAGGAUGACGAAGACCUCGACGAGGAGCUUGGGCUCACCUCUGAUGAGCAGUGGUGGGAUGCGUACAAUACGGGCAAAGACUCUAUCGGAGAAGUGUUAUGGCGGGUCGGCGCUCAACAGAGGAUUGGCCGAGGCUUCGUGAAGAGGCUCACGCCAAGUGCAGAUAAGUCCCAAGAGACACACACCAUGCCAGACCAAGAUGUCCUGGUUGGUGCCUGGCAACAGCGACGGAAUCUCUAUCCCAGCUUACUUGUCGAGAACAUCCCGUCUUGGAGGUUAUGGGAAUAUCAACUAGGACUUGGCUCCAAGAGAGCAGGCGUGGAGGAAAUGCAGCCAAGUCUCGAGGAGAUUAGGAAGAUGAAGGCAGAGCGUAAUGCGCGCUUGGCGAACUCCAACAAAGGACGAGAAGAGGUUGAAGGACAAUACCAGGGAGAAGGACGAAGCGUCAAGGAGGGAUCAGACGUCGACAAGGGACCAGGCGUCGACAAGGGACCAGACGUCGACAAGAUACCAGACGCUGGGAAGAAGAGAGACGCUUGA
Molecule: messenger RNA, 1008 nt
Organism: Zasmidium cellare ATCC 36951
Lineage: Eukaryota; Fungi; Ascomycota; Dothideomycetes; Mycosphaerellales; Mycosphaerellaceae
Exons: 2
Coding region: 1-1008 (335 amino acids)
Source: RefSeq, a predicted model, not a curated record